AUGUCGUCGGUCAAUCCUCGUGUCUCAGGCCUCUGGUCUACCUCUUCCCGCAUGAGCUACGUUUCAGUCCCCGACUCCUACGAUGAGGACAGCGAGGACGGUGACAUCGAGGCGGCCUUUGGGUCCGCGGAUGAUCUCGAUGGGAGGACACCCCUGGAUCGGACGAUUGACCGUAUCGGCAUGGAGGGCAUCCGCCGGUCAGGGAGCUACCAGUGGACGCUCCUAUGUCUAUGCGGCUUCGGGUGGAUGGCCGACAAUAUGUGGAUACAAGCAAUGGCCAUCAUCCUUCCAAGAGUACAGCAGCACUUUGCUAUACGUGACACUUACGUUGGCACGCUGUCCUCGUCUAUGUUUGCCGGCAUGAUGUUCGGUGCAGUAGGCUGGGGAACAUGCUCCGACCUCAUGGGUCGCACCACUGCAUUCAACGCGACGCUGUUUUUGACGGCGGUAUUUGGUAUAUUCUCCUCGUUUGCAGGCACGUUUGCGUGGCUUUGCGUCGCCUUGUUCUUGCUGGGAAGCUCUGUUGGAGGUUCCAUGCCAACCGACGGCACGCUCCUGCUCGAGCAUAUGCCGAACGGCAAGCAGUAUCUCGUCACUGCACUGUCUGUAUUCUUUUCAUUCGGCGCCGUACUGUCUGCGGUCAUCGCUCUGCUCGUCAUCCCGAAGAAUUCGUGUCCUCCGGCUCCCGCACCAUGCGACGUAGAAUCUCAAAAUAUGGGCUGGAAGUACCUCCUAAUUGCCUUGGGGCUGAUCACGCUGUCGAUGUUCAUCGCCCGCAUAGUCUUUUUCAGAUUACACGAAUCUCCCCGGUUCCUCGUGCAUGCGGGGCGUCCAGAAGAGGCGAUGGAAUCGCUCCAGCUGAUUUCUCGCUUCAACGGAGAGGAGCUGGACCUCGGCCUCGAAGAUAUCGAAGAUGUCGAGCUGCCUCCCACCGCGACUACCGCAGGACUUGCUAACGACGCGCCAAAAUCAGACGACAGUUCUACGACGGCGACCCUCAUCAGCCAUACCGUCGAACGCAGCGAAGACGCCCUCCGCGACCCUGCCGCAGCGACGUCACACUACAACACGAUGUCCGAGCCCGACGUCGCGCUCGACGCGCACAGCUUCGGCACUCCCCUGCCGCCUCCCACUGCUCGCAGACUCUCCGCGGCGAGCUUCGACCCGAGCCACCUAUCCUCGUCCGGUCCACCUCCCCUCACGCCCUCUAGCACGGCGCAGCUCCUCCCGCGCGUGCCAUCUGCUCCCGAACUGUCCGCACAGGGCAGCGAACUCCCCCCGCCGCGCCCUCGUCCGCUUUCGAGCUUGACUCAGGGCAGUCGGCGCAUGAGCAGGCGUUUGUCGACUGCCUCUUCGUACGUCGAGAGCAAAUCCGGGGGCAUAUGCAAGGCGCUGCCGCGGUGGGUGCGGCGCCCGCUGCUGGCGUGGAUCGACCGCAUCGCGAUGGUGCUCUCCCCGGAGUGGAUACGAACGACGCUGUUGGUCUGGGCGGCGUGGUGGGCGAUGUCGUUAGCGUACACGAUGUUCAACGUGUUCCUCCCGAAGCUGCUCGAGACACGUUCGACCUCGACCGACACCGAUGGUGCGCCGAAAACGCUGGAAGACAGCCUGUGGGACGUUGUCAUAUACUCGCUGGGCGGAUGUCCCGGUGCGAUUCUCGGCGCGUGGUUGAUAGACUCGCGGCUUGGUCGGCGGUGGUCGCUCGCGGGGAGCACCUUCGUGACUGCGUUCUUCUGUUGGGUGUUCAUUGUGGUCGAGCACCCGUGGGCUGUGCGCGCGAGCACUGUCGGUAUCAGCUUGAGCGCAACGGCAAUGUGGGCCGUAUUGUAUGGGUGGACUCCCGAGAUAUUCGGGACCAAAGUGCGUGGGACGGCCUGUGGGAUCGCCUCGGCGCUCUCCCGAAUAGGUGGAAUGAUCGCUCCUAUGCUCGGCGGGACGCUGCUCACGAUCGACCACUCCUUCCCCGUCUACGCGAGCAUCGGCAUCUUCAUCUUGGGAGGCCUGUGCGUGAUCAUGUUGAAGGAGCGCGAGGGUGCCCGGGGCGGGCAACGGAUAUUGGCGCACUGA
This is a messenger RNA of Trametes versicolor FP-101664 SS1, 2067 nucleotides long. Its product is annotated as MFS general substrate transporter. Bases 1 to 2067 code for a protein of 688 amino acids. Lineage: Eukaryota; Fungi; Basidiomycota; Agaricomycetes; Polyporales; Polyporaceae. Gene Ontology annotation, molecular function: transmembrane transporter activity. Gene Ontology annotation, cellular component: membrane. The transcript is spliced from 13 exons. The record is from RefSeq and is a predicted model, not a curated record. Gene Ontology annotation, biological process: transmembrane transport.